Molecule: messenger RNA, 11623 nt
Organism: Opisthorchis viverrini
Lineage: Eukaryota; Metazoa; Platyhelminthes; Trematoda; Opisthorchiida; Opisthorchiidae
Exons: 43
Coding region: 5-11623 (3872 amino acids)
Biological process (GO): protein phosphorylation; DNA repair
Molecular function (GO): protein kinase activity; methylated-DNA-[protein]-cysteine S-methyltransferase activity; ATP binding
Source: RefSeq, a predicted model, not a curated record
UCUUAUGGAAGCGUGUGAUAAAGGCGAUAGCAAACAGCUAAAACAACUCUUACCCCAAGAAUUGCGUCUCCGGUGUUGUUUUUCCCUGCUCUCUACCCAUGGGUACCGAUGUUCUAGUCAGUCCAGCCCCUCACGCACCAACCCACUGUCGACCAUCAACUGUAGGAUGGAAGAAACCACGUCAAACUGGAAUGCUUUGUCGCGCGGUGGGAUUUCAACACAAGCGGUAACCUCUGCGCUGGCUAUCGGUUCUGGCAGUGUGCUGCUUGGCAAACGACUCCUUAGCGCCACAUCGGAUACAGUCAAUCAGGCAGUCGGAGUGUUACAGUCAAUAACGAAGCUGUUAACCGGUACUUCUAGUUCGGGCUCGGUUGGAUGGCCGUUGGAAAACUUGCUGAGUCGCAUCGAAUUGGCUUCGUGGUUCAGAACCUGUUCAGAACGGCUGUUGCUACUCUGCGUUCAUCGAAAUUUCUUCGAUGGCCUUCAGCGCCUCCUUCAACUGGGUUUAUGCAUAUCUCCCAUCCCACUGGCCAAUUCUAGCUUGCGUCCUCACGAUAUACCUGUUUGGACGGCUUCGGAUUCCAUCAGUCGUUUGUUCGUGCAAGGGGACCUUCUGCCGCGUACCAGUCGGACCCAUUUCGUGGUUCGUCCUUGGUCCGAAUCGGUCGAAGAAGAUGUGGAUAGUGCUCUCCAUGCUGCCGUGCGCUUUGGUCGGAUAGAUCUUGUGAAUCUGAUUCUUGAGGGUCGUCCGAAAGGGUCUGUUUCCUCUGAGGGACCAUCGCACUUUUGGAGCAGCCCUUAUGCUUAUUGGAUCGCCGCAGCUCCAGGGUUUCAGGAUAACGCGACCUGUGAUAUGUUGUUUUUUUCGUCCAAGUGGGAUCCAGCUGCUUCCAAAAUAUCCCUUCCAACUCGGGGUUUGGGUGCCCUGCCGAUACACACCGCUGCUGCUUGGGGUCGACUGGACUGUCUGCGCGCUUUGCUACACCAUUCAAGGCGGGGUCCUAACGGAUUCUGUGCUACGACUCCGGAAGCAGAACAGGAUGUCAGCACCAGUUCGACUUGCUCACCUGAUCUACUCAGAGAUGUGGGUCAGUCAGCAAUCAAUCACCAAUCGCACUCUUGUCGUGUGGAUGGACUGCCAGCUACCUAUCAGUUUCCGUUUUGUUUGGAUCAGAUGGAUUCCUACGGCUUGACGCCGCUGAUGUUGUCCGUCAUCAACGGCCACGUUGAAGUUGUCCGCGAACUCCUUCGAUUCGAGGUUCCUGUUCAGCGGCUACCUGGCCAAUACGAAUUGUCUACGCCUCAGUGUGUUGGCGAUGAACUUCCGUACAUAGAGCCAUCCCCUCAACCGAGUGAAACGGAAACAGAGCAUUCGGAACGUUGCAGCAUUGUGUCACUCAAGCGCACCAUUUGCCCGGUUGAUCUGAGACGUACCGUGUCCGUUUGUUGGGAAUGGGCGUAUUCAGACCAGUCUUCCACAGAUGUGUGUGCUCGGCUUACCGUCCAUCCGUCUGGCAGUCACUGUCAAGACAACUUUAGCAGUAUUUGUGGGCAGUUCAAUGCCCUGCAUCUGGCGGUCCUCUCAGGCAAUGUGGAAAUGGUCAGAUUGCUCGUGAGUGACUACUUCACAGAUGAUGUCAAUGUGACUGCCGGUCAAUGCGUGCAUUUGGUGAGUGAUAGUUUGACCGAAUUCUCGAGUCCAGCGCCUCGUCGUGAGAUCGCUCUUACCCCGCUGGGUCUGACUUGCUACCUGGCUGAGUUAUGCCCUGAGGCUGCUUAUGAUAUAGCCGACCUUCUCCUCGAUGCUGGUGCAUUCGACGAAGCACAGACAAUAUUCCACCUUGCAGUUCUCCGUCGCCACUAUCGUUUGGCCGGACUGCUGCUCACCAAGCACGUGAUAGCCCCUGUCAGUCCAACUACCGGGCUGCAAGGAUUGCACUUGAAUCUAUCCCAUAAGUGUCUCGGAUCGAACACCAUUAGCCCGUCCAUGUGGUUGUUGUUGAACGGACUGGUUUCCGAAUGGGUCGUCCGGAUGGCUUCAACAUUCACAGGCCUGGAGGCGUUCUCAUCGAUCACGAAGGUUUCACUAUCUCACUGUGGGCUCCAAGUGUUACCAUUGUGUCUUUUGUACGACCUACCCAAUAUUCAGGAGGCUGAUCUUAGUUGGAACCACAUCACAGAUCUUCCUUCAGAACCGCCGAAUCUUCGAUCGGCUUGCUUCCAGUGGGCCAGUUCACUCACCUACCUGGACUUGUCACAUAACAACCUACGAUCUCUUCCGCCGUGGCUUUUUGGAAAUACCCAUCUAGCGCUCGGUCACAAUGGAACCACGACGCCUGAAAGAUCUACCCAGUCUUUGGAUCGCCUCCCAUCCCACUGUCCCGCUACACAUUGUCACACUUUGGGCUCUAUCAGUCAUCUGAUGCUAUCGAACAAUCAAUUGUCAACGUUGCCGGGUGAGAUGUGGCUUUCAGGAACCAUACUGUUUCUGGAUCUGAGCUGGAACGCUUUGAAGUACUUGCCUGCUCCACCCGACCUAGACACAAACGGACGGUCUGCCAGCUUCACAGCGCUAGACGUGAGUAUUCCACCUGUUCUGCUUCGGGCCACGUCUGACGGUGUCUCUAGCCGUCUCGGAGUCCCCAUCCAGGAGACGACAAUAACCACCUCAACUGAGUUUGCUAGUAAUUACUUUCAUACUUCUCUGCCAAGUCAUUGCUUGACCCCGGCCUGUUUCCACCCUUCACGUGGUUGUGCGAAAAAAACACUUCGAAGAAGUGUCGACUGGCAUAGGCAGCACGUGGCCAAGCCAGCGCAAUCUAUGGAGUGCGAUCAGUUCAUCUAUCGAUGCUUGAACCAACAGAUUUCGGUGUUGUCUUAUGCGCAGACACUUGUGAUUCAAAGUUCGCCGAUCCUCAACCGAGGCGAGUGGCCCAAGUGGCUAGAGCGCGAACUUACUGACCGGAAGGUCCGUGGUUCGAAUCCGACCUCCACCUCUCGACUUCCCCUGUCUAGGCUUGGGCAACCUGGCAGUAUCCCAGCCCUCGUGCCUCCUUCGUGUCGCAUGGCAGCAACUAACCGUAGCUUAAUCAUACUACCUGUCAGCCGCUCAUGGCCGGACAGUUUGACCCUCAACUACUCGCCACGAUGUAGCAGGUUUGAAUAUCUCCGGAGGUUCGGGAUUCCCAUUAAGGAUGAGACCAUGCUUCCCAACAACUCUGUAAAGAAGGCAAUCCAUGGCUGCGUCCCCAAUGCACUUUCCCCGGUCUUUUGUCUUCAAUCUGAACCCACCCGGAAUGCCGACAGGAUGGAUUUCACAGCCUCCUCUGUGAGUCUUUCCGGUCCACAUUCCGUACUGAAGUAUUUGUGGCUUCAGCACAACAAGUUGAAGACUCUCAUGCCCCAACGAUCCAACUGCCCGCGUGUCUCAGAAACCGUACCACCUGCAUCCAGCACCUUGUUGGCCCAUUUGGCACCCUGUUUACAACACCUGGAUGCGAGUCACAAUAGACUGAAAAGCGUCCCAUCGUGUGAUUUCUUCCCAACGUCUUUGGUCCAUUUGGAUUUAAGUCACAAUCGUAUCAGUGAUUUGUGGCACAUGUCUUCCGGAAGCCGUUCAAGAGUUCGACAUCGACAUUCCAAGCGAGACGGGGUUCAGAAGAUGAGCUCUGGAAGUUUUGACAACACCGCGACAAAUGACCUUCGUGUGGCUAUCUCUGGAGCAAAAGUUGAUGGUAAAGAAACACUUUCCGAUCUGGAACAUUUGAAUCUUCGUGGGAAUCGACUGGAGACGUUCAAUCCAUGUCUGACAAGUGCUCGAUUGUCCACACCCUCACAGUGCCGCUGUUGUCCAAGUGAGCUCAACUCGGUCCUCUGUUCGGCAAGUAGACGUGCACAAUUGGUUGACGACUACUGCGAUCCCCUCGUACGAUCUACGCGCUUUCCGGCUUUGAAAACACUUGAUUUGGGCAACAAUUCCCGUCUGAAGGAUCUACAUCCAAGUGUCACAGAUUUGUAUAAUUUGCGGCAGCUGUUUCUUGAUGGAUGUACUUCUCUGACCACGCUUCCGGCCGAGGCAUUUGUACACGGUUCUUUAUUCCUUUUCCAGUUGCCUGCAGAUUUGUGGCAUCUGUCAAAAUUACACACCCUGUAUCUGCAUAAAACUCCGUUCGACCAUUAUCUGAGACGCACACCAAUCACACCUGGUGCGGUCGAUCCGGUGAAACGACCGGCCUCUUCAAGUGACUCGAAUACCAUGCAAUCUGUUUUGGACAGAUUCCAAAAGUUGUCCCACGGCGCACGCUCUGUUCUUGCCACCUGUCGUGCCUCUAAUUCAUCACUUCAUAGAUUGCGUCCCAACACCGAGGCGCGUCUGAUGGUUGUCGGUCCGCGCGGUGCCGGCAAGACGUCCCUGGUCCAGCUGCUGCACGCAGUUGAGGAGCACACGGAGGAUGAUUGGUGUCUGUGGAAGAAGCUCAAGCGGCCUCGUAUGUUCCGAUCCAGAGUAAGUGCCAGGUCUUCCGGUCCUCAGGCCUCCACGGGAUGCUCGGGCGAACUCACUGACCUUUCGUUCGACGCAACCGCCGACCCUUCCCCUGUUGUGCAUGUCAGUCGCAUGGUUGUCCAUCGCCCACCGGCGGCCGAUGGAACCACUGCCAUGGCAUCGCUAGAUGUCGCUUCCAAUUGGUGUGAGGAUGUAACUUUCAACAUCUGGGAUAUUGGCGAUCCGAACCCAUCUCCUUUACUUGCCUGGGAACGCACCACCAGUGGCUCACAGAGUUCUCCCGUCGCCAAUAAUGUUACGUCAGAAACGAUGACGCUGAUUGAGCAAUCUCUAUACUGCCCUGUUUCAGUAUUUAUCAUUGUUUGGCGUGUGUCAGAUGGCGUGGAUGGGCUGAAUCAAGCUACUCAAUGGUUAAUGGACAUUCAGGCCAAGGUUCGAACAGCUCCAGUCAUCCUCGUAGGCACCCAUGUGGAUGGUCUACAACCAGAUAUCACCGGUGUCCGAGGUCUUUUGCGGAACCCGCGUUCAAGCACCCCGUCACUGACGCCCGAGUUUAUCAACUCACUUGUUCGAGCGCGGUUUUCCACUUCGAACGACCUGGCUUCCUUUGGCUUACCACGCUUGUACGGUCAUGUGUUGUUGGACCUACGACCCCAGUCGAACGAGAACUUGCGCAGUCAACUAGCGGAACUUCUAAGCGUCAUUCACAAGGCAGCCAAUACAAUCCAGCUUUCAAGUAAUUUGGUUGGAGCUGCUGUCCCGGUUUUUUCUGUUUAUUUGCACCAUACUGUGUUGCUGAACACAAAGUCGAGUUGUGCACAGCCGCAUACUUUCCCCUGCUCUCUCUACUGCCUUCUUCCAGGUCGUGCUGCCGCGGCCAUGAUGUUGGGGUCACGUCCGUCCCUCCGUCUUCUUGGUCUCAACUUACCGGAAUUGUACCGCCAGGCACUUACCUGUACACACCAGAUUGCGGCCGAACUACACCACACACUUCAAAUACCUGUCCUCCCCCGAGAAAGAUUCAUUUUCGAGUUGCACAAGCGUUUGUGCCAACAACCGGACCCCCCUCCGAUCCCUGUCACUUCAGAACUCCACAGCUUCCCCAGCGACAGCGAAGACCCGACUCCCCCUAAUCGUGCACGGUCUCCAGUUUUCCUUUCUACCCGAUCACAUGGCUUCCGAUCAGUAGCUGAAUCGCAUGCAGUCUUGGUAUUUUUAAACGAUUUCGGGCAUUUGUUGCACUUCAACGAUCCUGCGCUGUCAUCCUUCGUUUUUCUGUCUCCAGCCUGGCUGAUUCAGUUGCUUCUCCGGUUGUUCACCCGUUUGCAUCGUACAAGACGUAUGAACACUGCUCUGAUUCGUCGAAGCGCGUUCUCAGAGACGCCAACCGGUGAUCAGUUUCCCGUGUCAGGACAUACACGGUCAUCAUCCGAACUACCUUGGUUACAAAGUCCAAGUUCGAAUACAGCUGUCAUUACCGAAUCAGAUCUAGCUGACCUGGUCGUGCAGUGUUUGGACAAACCAUAUCAAAUCGCUCAAACUGAUUCCGACAUCAGCCUCCUUCUUGAAGCGAUUGUUCCGCUUCUCCUAAAAUUGGAACUCGCCCUGAGACUGGACGACAAACGUGUGUUGUUACCAUCUUUGUUGUCCACGCGUUCCGUGCGAAGCCAACAACUAAUCUCCUAUGUCUCACCAACAUCAGCCUACGGUUCUGCUGCGGAAUUGGCAGCGCCUACGCGUGCGGUUCGAGUGUCCUGGGACGACUUAUCGGGUCGGAAAGGCAACUCAACAUCGGAUGCCCUCCGUUCGGACAGCAGUGCUGACAUUCCUACCCGAACUGCCUCCCUGCAUCGGAUCUCGGAGGUCAUUCCCCGGCCACAAAAACCAUCUAACCUGGUUCAUCGCUGGCCACGAAGACGUAAGCCUAAUCGCUCUCCAACCACUGUCACAUGGUCCGUACAGACUGUCGCAAGUGAGGAAAUUGUCCGACUCUACACGUUGACUUACAUCCCUUCGGGGUUUUGGACUCGUUUGGCUUCCCGGCUCCUGAGCGACCGCAAUAUUGAUCACAUAUGCAGCGUUUUCACUUUCAUCAUCAUUCUGUCUCCUUUCAGCAAGAUGUAUUCCAUCUCGCAGUCGAUAGGGCAGUUGUCCACGGAAUCCGGUUUGGAAAUGGAUAAACCCGAGUGGACCUUGUGGAAACAUGGAAUGCGUCUGUCGUUGGCCGACGGUCUGAUUGGUCUUGCUCGCCUCCAGCAAUUCACCAGGGCCAACUGCGCCCUUCACAGAUGUAAUCCACCAGACUACUUCCUACGUUUUGAAGCCCUUCCUCACUCUCCCACCCUGCAGCCUUAUUGGUUAACUGACCCACGUGAACAGGAUCGAUCUCCUGGUAGGAAAAGGCGUGCUCCCACUUGGUACACGGAUGAGUGGGAGGAGGUUGCCGCGGUGGAGGGCGAAGACGUCCUGGCAGAACCCGGUCAAAGUGACUCGGCGAACACUGCGGAUCAAUUAGCCUACCGCUCGGGGAUUGUUGGAGCUGCGCGGAAUACCUAUCACGACCGCGACACCCAUCUGCUGCGCUGGUUGCCUUUCAUCAAGUCAGGAGAUUCUAAACCGCUCAGUUUCGCAGGCAACCAUCGGGAACCGAUCAAAACUCAUCCUCAUCUGGCCUCCGACUUUACCGUUCAGUCCAAUGGUUCGCUUGUAUCAGAGAACUUUGACUACUUCCUACGUUUUGAAGCCCUUCCUCACUCUCCCACCCUGCAGCCUUAUUGGUUAACUGACCCACGUGAACAGGAUCGAUCUCCUGGUAGGAAAAGGCGUGCUCCCACUUGGUACACGGAUGAGUGGGAGGAGGUUGCCGCGGUGGAGGGCGAAGACGUCCUGGCAGAACCCGGUCAAAGUGACUCGGCGAACACUGCGGAUCAAUUAGCCUACCGCUCGGGGAUUGUUGGAGCUGCGCGGAAUACCUAUCACGACCGCGACACCCAUCUGCUGCGCUGGUUGCCUUUCAUCAAGUCAGGAGAUUCUAAACCGCUCAGUUUCGCAGGCAACCAUCGGGAACCGAUCAAAACUCAUCCUCAUCUGGCCUCCGACUUUACCGUUCAGUCCAAUGGUUCGCUUGUAUCAGAGAACUUUGACGGUUUGCAAUCGACGUGUCUCAUCGAGUUGUACCUACCCUGUCACCGACUGAUCCGCCGUCAACGUCCAAGCAAUGGUUGGUCCACAAAACCGCAGCUAUUGAAUGCUGCGAAUUCGGUGCCAGAUUUGUAUAUGGAAACCGGGGAUUGUGUCAGACCGAACCGGGAGGCUAUUGCGCAGCUACUCACUACGCUAGUGGACCACAUUGAUCGUCUUCUGGAAGAUUGGUAUCCAGACUUGGGUGUUCGGUUUCGUCAAUCUACCGAGGGGAUCUAUCUGGUAGAUCGAAUAAUUCCUUGUUGUUCAUGUUUGUGUGCUCGCGCAUCGCCGUCCCGGAACAAGUUCCUCACAAAACCGAGAAACAAACCUGAUCGGCCAGUCUCCGAAGGACGCCGCCUGCAAAAAAGGCUGCAGAAUGGAAGCAUACCUGACCUUCGAGCCAAUAGAUCUUUCAACGAGGAUGGGUUUUCUGUACACUUCCAACGUAGUCUUUCAACUGAUCGAACCACCAAUCCAAUCCGAUCAGCUUCUUCCAACCAGCUGGACAGAAUGGACUCAGCAAAUCUGGUUGUGGGCAUCAGUUCAACGGAUCAUCACAUUGCCGUUCAGGAUCCCAUUCCAAAGGAGAUCCGUCGAAAACGUUUCUUCCAUCGCGCGCACUCUGCCGAGGCGGAACUUUUAUCCACCAAUGAUGGUCAGCUGUCUGACGAGCGCCGACUAUACGCGAUCCGACUCAGUGAAUACAUUCAUUGGCUCACAGUGCAUCCCCGGUCGCAGUCGACCUGUGCCAACAUGGAUAUACCUAACAGAUUGCUUUCAGACGCGUCGCUACUCUACUGCCCAAUCCAUCCUUCUACACCGUUCCAGGCACCAGACUUGCACUUUGAAGAUGUAAGUCGAACGUUACUGGUCCCCGCUGAUGCGGUACAAUUGAUGCGUUUUCUCGGCCGUGGCGCGUUUGGCUCAGUGUUUUCCGGUCAAUAUACCAGGGUAGCGGGAUCUGCAAAGCCUCGCGGGACCGUGGAUGUGGCCGUAAAAUUAACUACUCCGGUACACCCAAGGCUUGAGGACACUCGUGACUAUUUGGAACAGUCGUCCUGGAAUUUGGACCAUCGCCGCGAAAUUGUCCAACUCAACGGGACAACCAACAACAACAACAACGCACAGCUCCGUGAUGCUCUGGCACUUUAUCGCCAGGAGCAACGGCGGUGGUCCGAUAAUUCCGUCGAAGCGUGUACAACGGCUUACUUGGAAAUUCGAGCUGAACUGAAUAUGCUCGAACGAAUUCGUGGAUCGGACAACUCGAAGGGCUUGCGAAAAUUUCAACCGAAAUCCCAAGUACUUCUUGGUUCCAGCGGUUCUCGAUUUGCCACAGCCUAUCAAAUACGCAAACGAUCGCUUGUUCAACUGCGUAGCAACGAGGAGCGGUCGCAGGAGGUGGAUCAGCGGCAUGAACCAGAACCCCAGCAUCCUGCUUUACCGCCGUAUCUGCUCCUUUGUCUUGGACUUCUGUCUCCAAACCCCCUUGGACUUUUGAUGCCUCUGGCGCCGAACGGGACCUUGGCUGCCUAUCUGAAACGUCUGGAGGAUUACUCUACGUCGAACCAGAUUGGUUCGUGUGACCCACAACGCCAGAAGAAUGCCGUCCAAUAUAUGCACCCAAUGCACCCGCUCACCAUGAUGUCCAUCAUAUAUCAGGUUUCCACAGCCCUGGCUCAUCUCCAUGGCUUGCAUAUCGUUCAUCGUGACGUCAAGACAGACAAUCUACUAGUGUGGACGCUUCCAUCUCUACCAAGUCACAGUACAGGCCGAAUUAUGUUAGAUAGCGACCCACGUUUGGUGCACAUUGUCCUCAUCGACUACGGUGCUAGCCAGCACACAUCACCUUCGGAUGGAUAUCGCGGUUACGUUGGAACUGCUGGCUAUAUGGCACCGGAAAUUCUACGUUAUCUGGGAGAAGAGACAUAUACGGAAAAAGUUGAUAUCUACUCGCUAUCUAUACUAAUCUGUGAACUGAUCAAACUUGCACCUGCCUAUCGACAAUCUCCAUCCACACGAUUCGAUAUGGUCCAACGGGUCUUGUCAAACCAACGACCAGACAUACCUGUCCAUUACACCUCUCGUUGUCCGGUGCAUCUGCUCGAACUUAUGUCCCUUUGUUGGUCUGGUGAUCCGAACCAGCGCCCAUCCGCGCAUGCCAUAUCACAGCUCACAGCACCUUGGUGGUCACCCGAGUUGACUGACAUCCCUUGGAUUCGUAGUCCACCCAGAUGUGAUGUACGAAGGUCCGUAGAGAUUACCGAUCGAUCGCAAAACUGCAGCUAUCCCGUACCCAUCAGCGUGCUUCCUCACGUUCGCGUGGCUCAUCGCCUUGAAUCCCUGGACGUGGUUACAUGUGCGCUAAUCGAUCCUUUGCAAAAUCUCUGGCUCGGUGGAUACCGCUGUCGCGAUGGCGAUCAUCAAUCUUGUCCAAACAAGCCCGUGGAAAAGGCAUCUGAAAAGAUGGGCUUACUUCUGAUGCUUCCGGCCAGCCUGUUUAUCCAAAAUCCACCAUCUGCAACUGAGAAAGCUCGACUGGUGGACCGCUACUCAACGGGGACAAUAUUUGCUUGGCCAGUGGGUUGGUCAAAACUCGGUUUUAGGAAUAUCACCAAGCUGACUGCCAACAGCCUCGACGGACAUCUUCCUGGCGCUACAUGUAGUGGUUUUUGCUGGCCCGAGGCUCUUUGUACAACAGCUGGGUUCUCAGAGAAAUCCACACCAUUUCUAGUGAAUUGUAUCACAUCUGGAGGAGAUCUUAUCGUCUACCGCUAUCCAAAUUUGGACUGCUUGAUGCGGACUCGGUUAUACUCUGUGCAUUCGGAACAGCCGUUUUCUCUCCGCCCUGGGCGUUCUGACCCGUUCUUCAGCUCUUUUGGCGAGAGACGGGCUCUUUCCAUGUGCACCUUUGCGAUGGACACCACACGAUCUAGUCGGAGGGAUCGCCGAGGAUGUUAUGAACUGAUUGCACUCGUGCAUCCCACCACCCUGGUGCUCGUCCAUGCUAGCGUGAAUGACACAGAUUUAGAACUUUGCAACCGUGUUCGAUUCUGUGGUUCCACGAUGGUCCCACUGACCAACGGAACGGUCUAUUGCGGUUUGUCGCUAUCCGAAAUCAGUACACCGCAGUUCUGGUUCGGUCAGUCCGGCGGGCAUAUAUCAUGUUACUCGUGCGACUGGCUCACUGUCCGGGAACAGAAUAAACAGGGACAGUUCGCCAAGCCUACCCUGCGUUUCCUGGAGUCGUGGUCCGCCGCACCCGGUGGUUGUGUGAAGCAGUCACGUGUCACAACCCUCUUGUUAGAACCUAGAAACCGGGACGCAAUGCAGACGACGGACACCGAGCGAGAUGCGCGCGUAUGGAGUUAUCUAGAACCUGUCACACCUGAAACCACCUGCUUGUUCCGGCGCUCAUUUUUUUCUGCAUUUCUUCCUCCAGAACAUGUACUAACCUGUUGGUCUGUACUCACGCGAACAUCUUGCCGGACGGUAUCCAUUUCGACCGCCUUUCCGCCACUCUCUCCACCCACCCCGUCUCCGGCAUUUCAUCCAGGACUAAUUAAAUCAGGUUCACUACCAGCUGUUCGACAAAUGAAACUGCUUGCCCCGUCAAGCCUCUUCCUUAUGACUGGUUCUGGUGAUUUGGUACAUCUCAACCUUCGGGACAGUAAUCUUUCACCCCAUGUUCUGCGUUGUCACACGACGCCACGGUCUCCCGAUGAGUAUGGCGCUAUCCUGUUACCAAAUCUCGGCGGCAAACACCCUCUACUUUUCACAAUUCACCGAGGUUACCGCAAUCCGUUGGCAACUAUGCUCAAUGCCCGAAGCCCGAAACAUGACCCCACGCACACUGACCACCAUCAUUUUCAUUUAGUCUGUUUCUUUUACGAUCGAUAUUUGUUCCCACAUGGGCGACUAUUCGAGGUCGCUUUCUAA